This is a messenger RNA of Thalassophryne amazonica, 1276 nucleotides long. It is a transcript of the gene c14h3orf38, whose product is annotated as chromosome 14 C3orf38 homolog. The coding region runs from base 44 to 889 and encodes 281 amino acids. The record is from RefSeq and is a predicted model, not a curated record. NCBI's taxonomy places the organism in Eukaryota, Metazoa, Chordata, Actinopteri, Batrachoidiformes, Batrachoididae. The transcript is spliced from 4 exons.
UACUACGUCCUGGGGACGGUGGAUCAGAAGCGCUGUAGCGAGGAUGUCGGGUUUAUCAAAACAGGAGCGUGCUGGUUGUACAAAAAUCAUAAAUAUGUUGACACAAAGCGACUUGCUUUCGCUUUGCGACACGGUCACGAAAAAAAUGAUCGCAGUGGAAAGUUCUACAGAGGCUGUGGAAGCAAUUCUGACUUACUCAACCAGUGCUGAGGAGCUCCUGAGAAGGAAAAAGGUUCAUCGUGAGCUUUUAUUCAGUUACCUGGUCAAGGAGGGGGUUGUGAUGUCAACAAACAGUGAGAAACACCAGUUGGUUAAAAGGACACUGGAGCUGUGGUCAUCUGGGACGGAAUUGCAUCACACAGAUGUGAAGGCUGACCCAGGUUUCGAUCCGCUGGUGCUUGGGCGGCAGUUCUGCCAGUGGUUUUUCCAGCUGCUGAACAGCCAAAAUCCCUCACUUGGCCAGCAGCAUCUGGAUUGGGGGCCACAGCACUUCUGGCCAGAUGCAAAGUUACGCCUCCUGUCAAGUGUAAAUGGAGAACAUACAGAGGAGUUUGCUGGCGCUGAAAUGGUCAACCUCCGCCUCCUGUCUUUAACCAAGGAGGAACGCCUGCUCCUCAGACCCAACCUGGACUCCCAUGGUCUACGGGCCCUGGCAUCACCCCACGGCCUGGUGCUGGUGGCUGUGGCUGGGACCAUCCACAGAGACACAGUCUGUCUGGGCGUCUACGAACAAAUAUUUGGUCUGAUCCGCUCUCCCUUGGACAAUGACAGCUGGAAGAUUAAGUUCAUCAACCUGAAGAUCAGAGGGCAGGAUACUUUAGUCGGAACGGAGACAGCAGCUCCAAUGUUGACUUGCGACUCCAGUGAACUGCAGCUUCUUUGUAGAUGACUGUGUUUGUCACACUGAUACGGACAUUAGUUGGCAUCGUUAGAUUAAGACUUGGAAUGCAUCCCUUUACUCCCUCCUUACAAUAUGUAAUGUGCCUGCACAAAUUUUGUUUGCCAGCUGAGUUCAGGAUUUCAAAUUUUCACGUCAGGAAUCCUAAAUAUGCAUUGAGUGACAUUGUGCAUAUAUAGGUGGACACUGUUUUAUUGAAAUUUGGUUAAAAUACUUUUUGAUGAUAUGUGCCUUAGACCAAAUAUAAUUUUUUGAUACUUUAGUAUAGACUUAUUGUACAUAGGUAUUUAAAAUAGCGAAUACACAGAUGUUUUAUGUUGCAGUGUGUCUGCUUUAUUAAUAUGAAAGAUGGUUUUAUCAUUAAAAUUGCAAAUUAGA